Messenger RNA from Lactuca saligna, 807 nucleotides. NCBI's taxonomy places the organism in Eukaryota, Viridiplantae, Streptophyta, Magnoliopsida, Asterales, Asteraceae. The record is from the annotation of a GenBank genome assembly.
AUGUUUGAAUGGAGAUAUGGCAUGGGGAUGGGGAGAGUGGAGGGAUACCUUGAAAAAACAAAGCAUUUGGUGCACAUAAGUGGAGGAAUCACACGAGUUAAGCAACAUCUUACUCAUACCGGAGGACAAGUCACCGGUUGUCCGAAUGUGACUGUGGAUAUCCAGAAGAGAGUCAUGGCAUCAAUGAAAAAAAAAGAUAGGAUAAAUAUAGAAAAUAAAAGAAAUAUACAAAUACUUAGAUCAAGCACGGUUGAUCUUUCGGAUGAAGUUGAGGAUGAAGAAUUUGAUGUUCAAGAAGUUAGUGUAAAACGAAAUGUUUCAAAAAAGAAAAAAUUUGUGGGUUCUAGCAAUGAUAAAAUUUCAACUUGGGUUUAUUCGGUUCAUUUACCCUUCAAUGUCGUGCGUGACAAAAGUUUCCAAGAUAUGAUCUAUUCAAUUGAAGAAUACGGAAGAGAGCAUGUGAAGAAUGCUCAAUUGAUUGUGGAGAUGAUAAAUGAGGUGAUAAAAGAUGUUGGAGAUGAGAACAUUGUACAGUUCAUUACAGACAACGGGUCAAACUUUAAAGCUGCCGGAAAGAUUUUAGAAGAACAACAUCCAAAGUUGUUUUGGACUCCUUGUGCAACACAUUGUGUGAAUCUCAUGAUAAGAGAUAUUGGUGAGAAAAUACCAAAGAUAAAGACAGCUCUGACUGAUGCGAGAGCAAUAGUGGUUUACAUUUACAACCACGGGAGGAUUCUUAAUCUGAUGAGCAAGUUGACAAAGAACAAGGAGUUGCACAGGUCUUGUGUAACUAGGUUUGCAACAUAG